This is a messenger RNA of Morchella sextelata, 1311 nucleotides long. RefSeq lists its product as uncharacterized. Gene Ontology annotation, molecular function: dihydrolipoyllysine-residue acetyltransferase activity. NCBI's taxonomy places the organism in Eukaryota, Fungi, Ascomycota, Pezizomycetes, Pezizales, Morchellaceae. Gene Ontology annotation, cellular component: pyruvate dehydrogenase complex. The record is from RefSeq and is a predicted model, not a curated record. Bases 1 to 1311 code for a protein of 436 amino acids. Gene Ontology annotation, biological process: pyruvate decarboxylation to acetyl-CoA. The transcript has 5 exons.
AUGUCUGCUUCGUUCCGCCGACUCUCAAACAGGCUAAUUGGCACUGUCCCCAGUGCUCCAUUACGGCGACAGGUUCUUACCAGAGGGAUUCGAGCGACGGCUGCGAACAAUGCCGCUUCGAACUUGAACAUGCCUGCGCUGAGUCCGACCAUGACUGAGGGCACCAUUGGUAGCUGGAAGGUUAAGGAAGGUGAUGAGUUUUCUGCGGGAGAUGUCCUGUUGGAGAUUGAGACCGAUAAGGCCCAGAUGGAUGUCGAGGCCCAGGAAGACGGUAUCAUGGCUAAGAUAAUGAUCAAUGCCGGAGCCAAAGCUGUUCAGGUCGGCACCCGUAUUGCCGUCAUCGCAGAGCAGGGUGAUGAUAUAUCCGCCCUUGAGCUCCCGGCCGAGGACAACGCCGGCCCUGGACCCAAAUCAGUCGACAAGAAAUCCGCAAAGAAAGACACCACCUCACCACCGCCGGAAGACAGGCCGGCUAAGGUAGAGUCUUCAGCUUCCUCUACGCCCGACACAGCUCAGAACCACGCCACUCCCGUGACCCCCACCACACCAUCUCCAUCAGUUGCGCACCUGCUCCGCACGCAUGGAGUCUCGAAGGAGGAUGCUUCGCGAAUUGCGGGGACUGGGCCAAAGGGAAGGUUGUUGAAGGGAGAUGUUCUGGCGUUCCUCGGAACAAUUGAGAAGGGCUGGCCGAAGGAGCUGGGGAGCAGGAUUGCGAAGGGCGGGAAGUUGGACUUGAGCAAUAUCAAGAUUGCACCGCCGAAGAAGAAGGAACCUGCCCCCAAGAAGGCUGUGGAGGAGAAGAAGGUCGAGGUUCCUCGGGAUAGUGAAUUGAUGUUGGAGGUUUCAUUCAGCGAGGUUUUGAAGGUGCAGAGCAAGCUUCAAGCAACCCUCGGCGUCCACCUCCCUCUUUCAUCAUUCAUCACCAAAGCUACCGAGAAAGCCAACCAGAACCUCCCCGCCUCGCCUCUUCCCCCCACUGCCGCCGAGCUCUUCGAUGAGAUUCUCGGUUUUCCGUCUUCUCGCACCCCCAAGGCCUCCCGCGGGACUUUCACUCCCCAGAUCACCGCACUCCCAUCAGCCACAUUCGUUGACUCUGCACCAUCAGCAGAGCUUGAUAUAAUCGAUAUCCUCGCCGGAACUACCGCACCUACCCCAGCCAAGAAAGUCCUCCCACCGCACUCCGGAAUCGCUGCGACAGAGCCAAACGUCUUCAGCCUGGUUGUACCAAGGAUAGAGGAGGCGCGAGCAAAGGUGUUCUUGGAGAAGGUUAAGGGGUACUUGGAGAAGGAUCCUGGAAGCCUGGUACUGUAG